Molecule: messenger RNA, 1383 nt
Organism: Coniosporium apollinis CBS 100218
Lineage: Eukaryota; Fungi; Ascomycota; Dothideomycetes
Product: O-acetylhomoserine (thiol)-lyase
Exons: 7
Coding region: 1-1383 (460 amino acids)
Biological process (GO): transsulfuration
Molecular function (GO): pyridoxal phosphate binding; transferase activity, transferring alkyl or aryl (other than methyl) groups
Source: RefSeq, a predicted model, not a curated record
AUGGCUGGAGAAGACAUCGCGCCGCACUUCGAGACGCUGCAAUUACACGCUGGUCAUACGCCAGACGGUGCGACCAACUCCCGCGCUGUACCCAUCUACGCAACUACGUCCUACGUCUUCAAUGACUCCGCCCACGGCGCCAGGCUCUUCGGCCUCAAGGAGUUCGGCAACAUCUACAGCCGUAUAAUGAACCCUACGGUCGACGUCUUCGAAAAGCGCCUAGCGGCCCUCGAAGGCGGUGUUGCAGCGGUAGCGGCCGCGUCCGGCCAAGCGGCGCAGUUCAUGGCCAUUGCGGCACUCGCGCACGCGGGCGACAACAUUGUGUCGACGUCGAAUCUGUACGGCGGGACCUAUAACCAGCUGAAAGUUUUCUUCCCGCGGCUGGGCGUGCAGACGAAGUUCGUGACUGGGGACAGUGCGGAGGAUUUCAAGAAGGCAAUUGAUGAUAAGACCAAGGCGGUAUAUCUCGAGAGCAUUGGCAACCCGAGGUACAACGUGCCGGAUCUUGAAGCAAUUGCGAAAGUUGCGCAUGAGGCCGGGGUGCCUGUUAUUGUCGACAACACCUUCGGCGCCGGCGGCUACUUCAUCCGCCCCAUCGAUCACGGCGCCGACAUCGUCGUGCACUCCGCCACGAAAUGGAUAGGCGGCCAUGGUACGACCAUCGGCGGCGUCGUGAUCGACAGCGGCAAGUUCGACUGGGGCAAGCACGCCGCGCGCUUUCCGCAGAUGAACGACCCCUCAGACGGCUACCACGGCCUCAAAUUCUAUGAGACUUUUGGCGCCAUCACCUUCGCUAUUCGCGUCAGGGUUGAGAUCCUAAGAGAUAUGGGUGCGGCGUUGAACCCGUUUGCAGCGCAGCAGCUUCUGUUGGGCAUAGAGACGCUGAGUCUAAGGGCGGAGAGACAUGCACAGAAUGCGCUGAAGCUGGCGAAAUGGUUAGAGAGCAAUGAGAAUGUGGCGUGGGUGAGCUAUCCGGGGCUGGAGAGUCAUCAAAGCCACGAGCUUGCGAAGAAGUAUCUGAAGAGAGGGUUUGGUGGUGUGCUUUCUUUCGGUGUGAAGGGUGGCGCGAAAGCCGGAAGCCAGGUGGUGGACAACUUUAAGCUCAUCUCGAAUCUGGCGAAUGUUGGUGACUCGAAGACUCUGGCCAUUCAUCCGUGGACUACGACACACGAGCAGUUGAACGAGGAGGAGAGGGUCAACAGCGGUGUCACGGAGGAUCUCAUCCGUAUCUCGGUCGGCACAGAGCACAUCGACGACAUAAUCCAGGACUUCGAGCAGUCCUUCAAGAAGUCGGCGACCGAGCCGGAGGCCAAUGGUGAUGCAAGCAACGCAGAGAAGACGGGGUCACCUGAGGGUGAGGCGAAGCUUGGUGGUGCAACUUGA